AUGUCUCUUAAAGAACAGAAGGAGCAGUUUGUGCUGAACCUCAAUGGCGGACUGGUGGAAGAAAUCUACUACGUCACAGGUGUGGCGCUAGCUGGCUACGUGGCACAUGCAAUCUUCAAAAAGUACCUUCUUCCAGGCCUCAAUUGGGCCAGAUCAGGGCCUCUUCUUUGUGCCAUUGAGUUCUUCUUUGAUGAACUUUUGCUUCUUCAGGCAAUCACCGUCUACAGCUCCCAGGUUGACAAAAUCUACCUCAACGCGUUGGGGCUUGCGUUUUUGAUCUUCGUCUAUGGAAUGGUGAACAAGGGCUACAAGAAGACGCCUAAGAAACAGAAGUCUGAGGAAUUCCUCCCAAAGAAAUCCUUCAUCACGGCCUACAGAGCCCACAUGCUUGUGAUUACAAAUCUUGCUAUUUUGGCUGUCGAUUUUCACGCGUUUCCUCGUCGUUUUGCUAAGGUGGAGACGUGGGGAACCUCUUUGAUGGAUUUAGGCGUGGGAUCUUUUGUGUUUUCCAUGGGUCUUGCCAACUCACGCGCCGUGAUUAAGAGAAAGUUGGUCUUGGGCCAAAAAGGUGUCAGUUACGGCAAGCUUUUGGUCGGAAACACCAUCAAGGCUUUGCCAGUAUUGGGAUUAGGUGUAGCUCGUCUAGUGAGCGUGAAAACGUUGGGAUACCAGGAACACGCUUCUGAGUACGGUAUCCACUGGAACUUUUUUAUGACCUUGGGCCUUUUGCCCAUUGUGUUGGGUAUCUUGGAUCCCAUCUUGAACUUGGUUCCUCGGUUCAUCGUAGCAUUGGCUAUCGGGUGCCUCUACGAGUGGACCUUGAACAACACCGGUCUUCUUGCAUUCAUCUUAGACGACGAUAACCGUUUUGAAUCGCUUUUCGCAAUGAACAAGGAAGGAAUGUGGUCCUUCUGUGGGUACUUGAGUAUCUUCAUCUUUGGCCAGUCCUUUGGCUCCUUCGUUCUCACGUCUAAGCCUACGCCCAACAAUCUCUGGGGCUCAUACUCCAAGGGUAAAGGCAUUCACCUUUUCACCGUCUCCACUACGGAGGGAUUGUUCUUCAUGAGUGUCAUCACUCAAGGCCUCUUCUACGUCGCUAAGGAAUCGUUUUCUACCGGUUCUAUUUCCCGUCGUUUGGCUAACCUUCCCUACGUUCUUUGGGUCGUCAGCUAUAACGCCGCGUUUUUGCUUGGCUACGAUUUGGUGGAAAGACUAAUUGGCCCAUUGAGUCUGUCUGUGCUAGAUUCAAUCAACGCCAAUGGCCUCGCUAUAUUCCUUUUGGCCAAUUUACUCACUGGUUUGGUCAACAUGACCAUCAAUACUUUGGAGCUUGCACAAAACUUCACGUAUUUGCUUUUGAUCGGAUACGCUUUGGUGUGGACUUCAGUGGCGGUGUUGUUGCAUAAAAAAAAGAUAUACAUUAAGCUUUAG
Messenger RNA from Candidozyma duobushaemuli, 1431 nucleotides. RefSeq names its product glucosaminyl-phosphotidylinositol O-acyltransferase (gene GWT1). Gene Ontology annotation, molecular function: glucosaminyl-phosphatidylinositol O-acyltransferase activity. Gene Ontology annotation, cellular component: endoplasmic reticulum; membrane. Lineage: Eukaryota; Fungi; Ascomycota; Pichiomycetes; Serinales; Metschnikowiaceae. Gene Ontology annotation, biological process: GPI anchor biosynthetic process; protein localization to plasma membrane. The coding region runs from base 1 to 1431 and encodes 476 amino acids. The transcript has a single exon. The record is from RefSeq and is a predicted model, not a curated record.